This is a messenger RNA of Alosa sapidissima (American shad), 1393 nucleotides long. RefSeq names its product phospholipase A and acyltransferase 1-like (gene plaat1l). The transcript has 4 exons. Gene Ontology annotation, biological process: N-acylphosphatidylethanolamine metabolic process. Gene Ontology annotation, molecular function: A2-type glycerophospholipase activity; glycerophospholipid phospholipase A1 activity. The record is from RefSeq and is a predicted model, not a curated record. Gene Ontology annotation, cellular component: cytoplasm. The coding region runs from base 278 to 739 and encodes 153 amino acids. NCBI's taxonomy places the organism in Eukaryota, Metazoa, Chordata, Actinopteri, Clupeiformes, Clupeidae.
ACAGGGUCUUAGAUCACUUGAGGAACAAUCUGUCUGAAAGGAUAAAUCUCAAAGUAAUUGCAAAGAUUUUAACAUUUGUCGCUGGCAUUUGCUACGCUCCUCAUUUUCAGAAUCAUCUCAUUCAUCUGGUGUUGAUAUGUUACCUGGACUGAAUAGCAAUGGCAAAAGUACAGUCUCAAGUGAUCUAACUUAGUUUUACUAUGAUGUUGUUGGUAUCAUAUCAAUGUCAUUUCGAGGUCAGGAAAAGGGUGUGACGGACCAGGGAUCUUGAUCACUCAUGCAUGCAAGGCGAAACUCUCGUCUAGACCUGUUUCCAGGAGACAUCCUAGAGUUCCCUUGUAAUAAGCACUUUUCUCAUUAUGGAGUUUAUUAUGGAGAGAGAGAUGGUGUUGCUUAUGUAGCUCAUCUUACCACUAGGGACUCGACCUCUCAGUUCCUCAUUUUCGGUCGCGCACUGAACUCAUCAGUGCGGCUGGAUCCUCUUGACAUGAUGGGCAAGAAGUACAAGGUGUGCAACGGUCUAGACAACAAGCACCCGGCCCGGGACUUCUACAGCCACAUCAAGCCCGAGAUUGAUGAGGCCAUAGGCAAAGCCGUUACUUUUGACAUUCUUUUCCACAACAGUGAGCAUCAGGCUACACUGUUUCGCUAUGGAGUGAAGAGGUCCGAGCAGAUUGAAAAAGUCUAUGCCAGAAUUGUCUCCACUUGGCGGGAGCCAUUUGAGAAGAAUAAGCUGUGAUCCAAAGAAUACGGAGGUAGAUUCUACGUCUACAAACUGUACAUCCAGGUGACAGGCUGAUUUAGCAAGGCAUUGUGUCUGAAAUGUAUAUGAUAAAUGAAAAUGAUGGAUUACAUUAUUUUUGUAAAUAUAUUGUAUGUAGUUAAGAAAUUGUCUGCCAUAUUUUAGACUAUUUGAAGACACAUUCCACAAGGGGGCGGUGAUGUCAUGACUAAUGUAGGUCAUAUGUGACUCCAUUUCCCUCAGUAAAAAUGCUCAUGUUAGUAUAAAAGUAAUACAAUAUUAUCACCACACAUUUAAUUCAAAAACACAGUCCAAUACAUUUUAUAUAUUUUUAUUUUACAUAUAUAUACUUAUUUUAUAAAGUAUACUUUUAAUCACCCAGCACCAGCUGCAUGUCCAAACAUAUUUGGCUUGUUUCUCGUACAUGGAGAAAUCUGGCCCAAGAUUAAACAUUUUUUGAAUAGAAAUCUUUUUAGAAGACUGAUCUCAAUGUAGCCAGUAUAACUGCUUGCUCAAGGUCAGCGCUUCUCUUUCUUUUUUAAACAUUCAGUUAAGUUUCCAUCUGCCAGCACUUCAAACAACAUUAAUCAUGUGUUUCCAGUCUUGAGAUAUAGUGUGUGUGUUUCUGAUUAAAUGCAUUUGACCUUUUGA